This is a messenger RNA of Bufo bufo (common toad), 1034 nucleotides long. It is a transcript of the gene ACBD6, whose product is annotated as acyl-CoA binding domain containing 6. The record is from RefSeq and is a predicted model, not a curated record. Gene Ontology annotation, molecular function: fatty-acyl-CoA binding; protein binding. The transcript is spliced from 8 exons. NCBI's taxonomy places the organism in Eukaryota, Metazoa, Chordata, Amphibia, Anura, Bufonidae. Bases 131 to 1012 code for a protein of 293 amino acids.
UGUUUGCUGGCAGUUUUAAAACGUCAGGACGUCAGCCGGAGCAUCCUCGUUGUGUGGAGACCCCGGGGCUGUGACCGGAGCGCGGUGCCGGCGGCCGGCUAUGUACAGAGAGCUGCUGUGAGUCCCAGACAUGGCGUCCCCUGAGGUGGUUGACGAUUCGAGCUCUGGAGAGGCCUGUUCUGGGGGGUACGGAGAGCUCGGAGACUUCCUUCUGGAAGAGAGGGCCGAGGAAGAGGAGGACGAGGAGCUGCGCUGUCACUUUGAGCAGGCGGCACAGCAUGCCCAGAAACUGGCCCAUGUGGCGACCACCCAGCAGCUGCUCUACCUGUAUGCCCGGUACAAGCAGGUGAAGGUUGGAAAAUGCACAACGUCGAAACCAGGAUUCUUUGAUUUUGAAGGAAGACAGAAAUGGGAAACAUGGAAAUCCUUAGGAGAUUACAGCUGUCAACAGGCCAUGCGAGAUUACAUUGAAACUGUGAAAAAGCUAGAUCCAGACUGGAAACCAAAGGCGUCUGAAGAACCUGUUGAAAAGCACAAGUCGACCUUCGGUGGUCCAGUGGUCAGCUGCCUGUACAAGGUGCAGGAGACACUUAGGGAUGAAGAUAAAGACAUCUUUGACUAUUGCCGGGAAAAUGAUAUUUCACGGAUAUCACAAGCUUUGGCUACGGGAAGCAUCGAUGUAAAUGCAGCAGAUGAUGAGGGUCGUAGCCUCCUGCACUGGGCUUGUGACAGAGGACGCACAGAGCUCGUGUCAAUUCUGCUGUUUCAUAACGCUCAUAUAAAUAUGCAGGACGGUGAAGGGCAGACACCGUUACAUUAUGCUUCUGCUUGCGAGUUCGCAGAUGUGGUGGACCUGCUCUUGGACCACGGUGCUGACCCCUCUCUUGUGGACAAUGAUGGUUUCCAGCCACAUGAAGCCACAGAUAAGAAAGAAAUUUCAGAUAUGUUAAAGCAACAUGCCACAUUCGGGGAACAUGACAAACCUCCAAGCCUUUUACAAAGUGCAAAAUAAAGCUCAAUGCAAGUUUACCCUU